Molecule: messenger RNA, 1803 nt
Organism: Perkinsus marinus ATCC 50983
Lineage: Eukaryota; Perkinsozoa; Perkinsida; Perkinsidae
Product: Tetracycline resistance protein, class H, putative
Exons: 1
Coding region: 1-1803 (600 amino acids)
Biological process (GO): transmembrane transport
Cellular component (GO): membrane
Molecular function (GO): transmembrane transporter activity
Source: RefSeq, a predicted model, not a curated record
AUGUCUACCAAUGGCGUCACCGGUUCGAACGUCUCUCAAGUGAUCACCGCGGAGCUUUCAUUCGAUGAUACACGAGAGCGUCCAGCACGGAGGCUAGCAUUUACCUCGUUGACUCGCUCCGACAAGGGUGUUCGCUUUUUCCUCGACCUGUUCAUAGUGUACGUGUCGGUCAUCAUAGACUUCAUGGGUUAUACCCUAUUGGCGCCUCUUCUCUCUACCAUAGUUGACCAACUGGGCAGUGGUGGGUUCUCUGAUGACGCCUUUGCAGCGUCGUGGUUGAUGGCGAUGUACGGCCUUGGUCAGUUUAUCUCUGUGAUGAUAAUGGGCCCCCUCUCGGAUCGAGUGGGCCGGAGGCCGGUAUUCAUCCUAGCCUAUUCGUUGACAUCACUGGUCUACCUUAUACAAGGCUUUUCCAACUCGUAUUGGAUGUUCGCAGUUUUGCGACUGUGUAACGGCUUGACGACUGGGACGAGACCUGUGACCUUCUCAUAUCUAGGGGACAUCGCUCCACCAGAGAAAAUGCCGCUGUAUUCGUCUCUGGCGGGGGCGAUGGUUGCCAUAGGCGCCUUGAUGCCUUUGCUAGGGGGCAGUAUGGGGACCAUCACUUGGCGACUACCAGUCUUCUUCUCUGCUGGUAUCACCUUUAUCAUGGCAUGUUUGGCCUUUAUUUUCCUCAGGGAGUCCCUAAAGAAGGGCAGUACGGUUGUCGAUAGUGGAGGAGUGGCCAAUGGUGGUGUUAGAAUGGGCACCAGUAUAAUGCGUACACCUCUUUUCAUCGUGACUCUAACAUUGAUCGCUCUAACAGGGGCAUGUGUCCAGUAUGGUAACAUCAGUAUCAUCACGACGUUACCUUGGUUGCUGAAUCAGGUCUACGGGACGCCGUUGAAUACGGUAGGCCUUAUCCUAGGUUCUCAAGCUAUACCCACAUCCUUAACUCUAUUUUUGGUAUUCCUGCCACUGUCGAAGCGCGUUCCCAUGUCUAUUCUGGCCAUGAUCGGAAUGCUGGGACAUGCCACUAUGUUCAUACUGCCUUUGCUCGGUAACGUCUAUGGUGUAAUUUUCACGUCGUAUUUGCUCAACUUCGGUAAUUCCAUGGUAUACUCCUCGGUCCCGGUAAUGGCGAAGGUAAUAGCGCCAGCUCCGAGGCGAGGUUUGGUCAAUGGUAUUGUACUCGCCUCUAUGCUGCUGGCUGGGGCGGUCGGCCCGUUGAUCGCAGGAGUGCUCUGGGAUGCGGAUUCAGAACACAUCACGGCAUUCGCGGUAGUCUCUGGUGUAGCUGCUCUUGGUGCUGUGUGCAUGCUAUUUACAUGGCGCCUCAUUCCGUUGUUGAUGACGAGGGUAGCUAGAAGGGCCGAGGAGGACCUCACGGAUGAGCAGAUAGAAAACCUCUAUGAGGAGCUUGCUGAUCUACAGGGUAUGAGAGAGUGCCGUAUGAAGCUGGCGGCUCACAUCAAGCACCGAAAAGGGGUCGCCCAUAGAGAGGACGCAGCUGUUGAGGAAGCGCUGAGGAUCACGAGAGCCCUCAGUUUAUCAGAUCUCAAAAUGGGUACUAGCCCUCAUAGCGACGAAGAUAUUUGGAGACUGGGUUGUGAUGUGAGUGCCAUACUUGACAGGAAUAACUGGAAUCGCUGGCCUCACUAUUAUGAAUGGAUACUGGCCCAGGUUGGUAGUGCCUUUCCGCCGAUAAGAGAGGCCCCUGAACAAGAUAGAUACGAGGACGUCACAUGGGUCAUGCAGAAGCACUUGGAAAUAGUGUCAGAAUGGGAGAAGCGGCAACUCAGCAAAUUCAAAAAAGAUCGAUAG